AUGCCACCUCACAAUCCGCACCCCCUCCCCUCCCUCACCCUAAUCGUGGCAACGACCCCAAUCCGCACCGCGUCGACAGCCACAAAAGACGAAAUUACCCGCCUAGGCAUCGGCCUAAAUGGCACACUCCCAUGGCCGCGCAUAAAAACAGACAUGUCAUUCUUCGCUCGCGUGACAUCCCGCCCACCGAGCCCCGGCACGACAAACGCGAUCAUCAUGGGUCGCAAAACGUACGACUCAGUGCCCGCCUCGUUAAGACCACUCGCGAAGCGAAUCAACGUUGUCAUCACGCGUGACACAUCCGGGACUGUUCGUGAGAGUGUAACUACGGAAUUGGGGAGUAUGAGGAGAAAGAUUGCGGCCAAGGCUGCUCAGGCACAGGCUACGAGUGCGGAAAAGGAGGCUUUGGACCCGCCCAAAGAAGUUGUUCCUGCUGCGCCGGUAGGCCCGAUGACGGAUGCAAUUGUUACGCCAAGUCUGGGCGCGGCGUUGGAGCAGUUGGACUCUGUGUAUGGGGCGCAGGGUACACUUGGAAAGAUCUUUGUUAUUGGUGGUGCGGAGAUUUAUAAUGCUACGUUGCAUAUGGAUGCCGAGGAGUUGCGUGGUCGGCCUGUUAGAGUUGUCAUGACGAACGUUGUGCGGAAGGGGGCCGUGGGUGCGCCGGCUUCGUUCGAAUGUGAUACGUUUUUCCCGCUAGAUGGGCUUCAUGAGAAAAAUGGGUGGCGGGCUGCUAGCCCUGGAGAGGUUUCCGAGUGGGUUGGGGAGGAGGUUGAUGGGGAGUGGAAGGGGGAUGGGGAUGUUGAAGUUCAGAUGGUUGGAUUUGAAAAAUUGAUUUAG
Molecule: messenger RNA, 837 nt
Organism: Penicillium digitatum Pd1
Lineage: Eukaryota; Fungi; Ascomycota; Eurotiomycetes; Eurotiales; Aspergillaceae
Product: dihydrofolate reductase
Biological process (GO): tetrahydrofolate biosynthetic process; dihydrofolate metabolic process; folic acid metabolic process
Cellular component (GO): mitochondrion
Molecular function (GO): dihydrofolate reductase activity; NADP binding
Source: RefSeq, a predicted model, not a curated record